CCUGGCGGACAGUAGUCGCAGAAGGUGCUGGAUAGAGGGUCGUGCUUCCCUGAUACAGCGUUAUUGUUGCAGUUAUGGCGGCGAAGCUGAUGUUCUUGGUUGUUCUACUGACACCUGUAGGCAGUAGCCUGGCAGCGGUCUCUCUCGCCGAAGCUGAACUUGAUCCAAGUAACCCAGAUCGGUGUACGUAUAAGGGCGUGGGAUAUUCCUUCAAGGAAGAAAAGAGUAUUCCUCGACGUUGUGAAGUAGGAAAGUGUAUAUCUUCCGGUGGUAAAACAUACGUACAAUUCGCAUCGUGCGGUGUGAUAGGGGUACAAAAUGGAUGCCGCCUGAGCAAAGAAGACUUGACCAAACGUUACCCUGCCUGCUGCCCUCGUCAGAUAUGCUGAUGACUACUUCUUGUUGACUGCCUGCUGUUUGUACUUUAUCAUAAGCUUGCUUCCUCCACCCCUUGUGUAUUUACUCUACACUCCUAUAGUCCUAAUUUUUAGUAUAGAUUAUCUUUAAGAACUCCUCAAUGUAGUCUAGGUGUUAAGCGCUGGAGGUGACUUGUUAAAAUAUUAAAGAAAUUAAUGCAA
Procambarus clarkii (red swamp crayfish) is the source of this 578-nucleotide messenger RNA. RefSeq lists its product as uncharacterized. Lineage: Eukaryota; Metazoa; Arthropoda; Malacostraca; Decapoda; Cambaridae. The record is from RefSeq and is a predicted model, not a curated record.